AUUCUAAUAUUCCGGUGGCCAGUGUCGAACGUUUAAAGUUUUUUAUUUUUGUUCAAUUAUUAAUUUCUCUCUCCUCCGGUCAUCCCCUCUCAUUAAAUUCGCGCCGACUGGCCGACUGUAAAUCAAUUAAAUUCAGUGGGGAUAUCGCGAACGGCGGCUCGCGCGCUAUAAUAAAUCAUUUAAAAAUUAAUACGCACUCUUCGAAUUUCCUACAGCCGUGACAGACACACACUGUGAGCAGUUGUGAAUAUAAGUGCCGCAGUGACAUGUUCAAGAAAGACCUUUAAAUCUCUCAUACAAUACUUAGAGCAAUUGAGCACGCACAAACAUAUACACAAACGCCAUCAUGAGUGAUUCCGUGCCUUUACCGCCUCUGGUCAAGUUCUUCAACGGCGGACUAUCCGCGACUGUGGCCACCGUCAUAGUGCAUCCGUUGGACGUGCUGAAGAACCGCAUGCAGAUGGCCGGACGCGACGUCACUGCCACUGAAGCGCAAAAGUCCAUGGGCGGCAUCGUUCGUUCCAUGAUCAAGGAGAAGGGUGUUACGGCGUUUUAUCCCGGACUGUCCGCCGGCAUCCUGAGACAAGCCACGUAUUCGACCACGCGAUUGGGCAUGUACAACUCGUUGUUCACAAUUAUGACUGGGGAAGACAACAAACCGCCUAAUCUGUUGGUGAAACUGGGCUUGGCCCUGGUGUCUGGUGUGACUGGUGCUGCUGUCGGUACCCCGGCUGAAGUAGCACUCAUACGAAUGACAUCUGAUGGACAAUUACCAUUGUCGGAAAGACGUGGUUACACUAGUGUUUUCAAUGCAUUAGCCAGGAUUGCUAAGGAAGAAGGUAUUGCUACAUGGUGGAGAGGAUGCAUUGCCACAAUGGGAAGGGCAGCUGUUGUCAAUAUGGCUCAACUUGCAUCAUAUUCUCAAUCAAAAGAAAUUUACCUCAAGAGUGGUUAUUUCAAAGAUAAUAUUGUAUUGCACUUUGCUUCAUCAAUGACUUCUGGUGCCAUUACAACUGUAGCCUCACUGCCUGUAGAUAUUGCCAAAACUAGAAUCCAAAGCAUGAAAAUUAUUGAUGGAGUACCGGAAUAUACUGGCACAAUAAAUGCUAUGGUGAAAGUAGUGAAGAAUGAAGGUUUCUUCAAUUUGUGGAAAGGCAUCGUGCCAUAUUUUGCAAGAAUUGGACCUCAUACUGUAUUAACAUUUAUAGCUUUAGAAAAGUUCAAUGAAGCAUAUAAAGUUGCUGUGUUUGACAGACAGUCAAAAAAAUAAAUAUUAGAAUAGUUAUUAACUAAAUAAUUUAUUCAUACAUUCUUACAAUUUAUACUUUAUUUUUGUUUAGUUUUAUUUUAUGUUAAAUAUUCUGUUUUUUUUUUUACGUUUAUCCUUGUUAAAAUUGAAUUGUUUUUUCCAUGUAAUUUAAUUUAUUGUCUUACAGAAAUUAAAAAAAAAUAUUUAUAUAAUAUAUUAAGACUGUAAUAGAAUAUAUUAUGUAAUAAGAAAAAUUAGGAAUGAGUAAAUACAUAGUAUAGACUAUUGAUUGAAUAUGAUACAAUAUUUUAUGAAUCUUAAUUGGCUGAAGCAAUUUUUUCUAAAUGCCGAACUGCGUCCUUUAACUUAAAUACUAAUUCUUGAAGUUCCUGUGUAUUACAGACAAAAUCAAUGUAUUUGAUCGUGCCAUUGUCUAUUGUCUUCAGCCGCACAUUGUAUAAGAAUUCAGAUACGUCAUCAAAAACACUAGACUAAAAACAGAUACAUUUAUUGUUAUUGUAAUAAUUAGUAAACAAAUAAUGUUAUAGUUUAUAAGCACAUCACAUUAUUUAUCGAGUUAUAUGUAUAUAGUUAGAUAAUAUAAUUUAAAGUUGACUGGCGCACAAUGUGCAUUGUUCAUUAAUCAAAAAAAUAAUAUAUACUAUUUAAGCGGCAAAUGAUAUGUAACGCGACAAUAAUUUUAAAAUAGAUUAAAAUUUUACAGUUAAAAUUGUUAUUGCUUAUUGGUAAUAAAAAAUUAUAAAUAUGA
Molecule: messenger RNA, 2018 nt
Organism: Rhopalosiphum padi (bird cherry-oat aphid)
Lineage: Eukaryota; Metazoa; Arthropoda; Insecta; Hemiptera; Aphididae
Product: mitochondrial 2-oxoglutarate/malate carrier protein-like
Biological process (GO): thiosulfate transport; malate transmembrane transport; oxaloacetate transport
Molecular function (GO): antiporter activity; succinate transmembrane transporter activity; thiosulfate transmembrane transporter activity
Source: RefSeq, a predicted model, not a curated record